CUUAGACUAUUAUUCAAAUUAAUGUCAAAUCCAGUAUGGAGUUCUUUAAUUUAUGCCACGCCCCUUUUCCGUUGAAGUCGCAUAUCCCUCACCUAUUUUCACAAAUGUCAGCAACAUCAUCACUAAUGUCAAAUAUGUCAAGUUUGAAUCUUUUAUCUUGUCAUUUGUGGAUGUCCGUUAAAUUUUUCUACGUGUUUUAGUUUUUAGAUGUUUUAAAACAUAUUUCGGAUAUGGAUAAAGUUAGAAUCCUAUUCGUUUUAUCAAGAAAAUACAACAAUGAGUCUCAGGCAUCUGAAUCUAUGCAUCAGGCCUUUGAAGUCUGUCAGCAAAACAAAUGUAAUGUGAAAUGGGUAAAAGAAUCUGAGGUGGACACUGAAUCCGUAGGCAAAACAGACUUUGUCGUGUUUGAGGAGUUCAAAGGGUCAUGUUUCGAAAGUCUAAAGCAGACAAAAUGUGCUCUAAUAGGUCCUUGGACAAUAAGUGUCUGUCUUCUUGAAGGAAAAGCAAUACCAAACUAUCCUUGGCCAAUGUUCAACGUAGCUAUGUACGGAUGCAUCGUCACAGCAUCUUGCUUGUCCAGCCCGAAGAAAGCUAAAGCAGAUAUCAAAACUAAAGUAGAGCUUAUGGGUGGGUGUUACAGUGAUGAUCUUAUAACCAAAACUACACAUCUUGUAAUAGGCAGUGUAAUGUCGGAGAAAUAUCUACUAGCUGCUGAGGCUAAUGUGUCUCUCAUGAAACCAUCGUGGAUAGAAGAUGUUUGGAAGCAGUCUCAAAAUGCUAGUGUCCAUGCAUGUGAUGAGAUGUUUUCAAAACAUCGAGCAAAAGCAUUUGACGGAUUGACAAUCAGCACAACAGGCUUAACUACAGCUUCAGAAAGGCACGCAGUUGAGAAAAUGAUCACAGAAAAUGGUGGAAAGUUUACUGGAAAGCUUAUUGUUAUGGAUACAAAUGUGUUGGUUUGUGGGGGCCCUGAAGCAACAAAUAGCGAGAAGUACAGGGCAGCACGUAGGGCUCAGCAUAUUAAAUGUGUCACUUUAGAAUGGGUAACAGAUAGCAUAGAAAAGGGGUAUGCACUUCCAAGCCAAAAAUAUCAUGUCCAAAAAGUCACAUCUACUCCAACAAAAAAUGACAGUAUAAAUCCAGAUAUUUCUACUUUGAGUGCAAUUUUGCCAUCUAACAUGUCACAUAGAGGAAUCGUAGAAGAGAGUCUUUUAAGUAGCUCUAAGGGCAAUCAAAAACGAAAGGCAGAGUCAAAUUAUGAGGAUCUUGUUGAGAAACUAGAUGUGAAAAAAGCCAAAAAAGCAGGACAAUACUUAGAUGGAUAUUCCAUAUAUGUGACUGGCUUCAGUGCAGAUCAAACAGAAAAAUUGAUAAAAAUCCUAAACUUCAGUGGUGCAACAAGGAAUGAGAAAUUUUCAGAUAGUGUAACACAUGUUAUUGUAGGUGAUGUUACAAGUCAUGAGGUUAAUUUGAUAAAAAGUAAGAGGUACUCGUGUAGCUUAGUAUCUGUACAGUGGCUCUUAGAUAGUAUUGAUCAAGAAAGAGCUGUAAGUGAGGAAAAGUACCUUAUCAGUCACGUUGAGAUGGAACAUUCAUUGGGUGGUCUUGUAUCCCCUCUAAGCAAAAAAGGUCUCAGCUUAUUGAAAUCAAAUAAAACUCGCACUGAAACAGAUGCUGACUGUGAUAUGGAUGGCAUCAUCCCCAUUCCUGGCGAAUGUGAGGAUAACAUUGUAAGACAGUACUUGGAGAGUAAUACUGGCAGUCAAGACACUUUAGCCAAGCUAUUGAAUGAUGUUGAUGAUUCAAACUUAUUGAAGCAUGAUAAUGUUGCUCUACCUCCACCUCAGUCUCAGUUUAAACCUCCUGAAACAUCAACACAACAAAGUUCCAUGUCUGUCACCCAAGACCAGUCUACGUUGUGCAUUUUUGGAAAUACGAAAUUUAUGAUCAUGGGCUUUGAUGAGCAACGACAUGCUCAGCUAAGGGAGAAAAUUGAAGAUUUAGGUGGUGAAGUGGUUCCUAAAAAUUCUAAGGGAGUGCCAGACUAUCUUGUGGUGCCAAUUUUCAGCAUGAACAUCCAUCAGACUGCAUCGGAAAUAGUAAACGAAAUCUUCAUAGCCGAAUGCGAUGAUACAGGCAAAUUAUUGACUGAAAUUUCGUACUAUCAUCGGCCUCACGAUGUUCCAGACACAAAAUGUUUGAGCAACUGUGUGAUAGCAGUCAGUUCUUACAUUGGAUUUGAGCGGCAGUUCCUUAGAUGUUUGAUUGAGUAUCUAGGAGGACUGCCACAGGAGCAGUUUGCUAGGGUCACCUUGGAGGCAAAAGGUGUAUAUGGCUGCACACAUUUGGUGUCCGCGACAGCAACUGGGAAAAAAUACGAGGCAGCUGUAAAAUGGGGCAGGCCAGUGGUGUCAAAACUUUGGUUGCUUGAGUGCGCAAAAACUGGCAAAAAGGAAUGGGAGGGCGACUUCCUUCUCGGAGAUUCUAAGGCUCCCGAACGACGGGAGGAGACCAAAGCUGCUGGCACAGAGACGAUUUGUGACGAAAACUCAAGGCCAGGAUUUGCAAAUACCCCAGAGACAAGUCGAUGUCGAACUCCCCAACCUCCAGGGUCAAGUAAGGCCGAGAAGGCUUGCACCCCAAAUAAUCAGAUCUCUCAGUUGAAGAACACUUUUGGAAUUACAGAUCAGCAAUUUAGUCCCAUUACGCCGGUGAAUCAAAUCAUGAGACGGUUUCGGAAUAAGUCUCCUGAAAAACAAGCGUCAGAGAAGAAAGAUGACAAAACGAGUACACAUUAUGAGCCAUGGGACUUCAUCAAGACUCCUGAUACUCCCUUAGGGAGGAUAUUUACUCCUAAUCCUUCUCCAAGGUUAAGAAAAAUGUGUGAAUAUUGGCUGAUGCAGUUUCCCGACAGAUGUCCCAAAGACAGCGAUAGCAAUGCGAGCACACCUUUAUCAGAGAUAAAAGAAAGGUUAUGGAAUAAAGUAUUACGAAAAAAUGUAGAGCAGCCUAACUUUGAUGAUAGUAAAGAAGACGCAGUUGCUUCGGCCGUCGAUGAACCGACAACUCCCGAAAAUAAGUUUUUGGAGGGAAAAUUUAAACAGCUUGAGGAUAUGCUGACGGCCAGCGGUAGUGGAAAGAGGCAAAGUAGGAAUUUUCAAUCUAUCAACCCAGCACCUGCAGGUAACAGGGAAUAUCAGGACUCUCAACCGUGCACCGUAGGGUGGGAUUUUAAGCAAGGAGAUUCUUCGCCAAAGAAGCCUAUUUUUACCUUGUCCAACCUAAGUGAUAAAGACCGGAAGGAAAUGACGUUUAUGAUCGAAUCUUUAGGAGGAGUAGUAUCCGAAUUAGCCAACUACGACCCGGCCUGCACCCAUCUAAUCUGUCCAAAACCAUGCCGCAACGAAAAACCUCUCGCAUGUAUGGCAGCCGGAAAAUGGAUCCUACAUAGCAAUUACAUCUACGAAUCGAAGAAAAGAAUGAAGUUUCUGAACGAAGAAGAGUACGAGUUCGGGAAUCCGAAAUCCGCGGGAAAUUUCGAUGUGCCUGAGGAUAUCGAGAGGUCCAGGCUGACCAGAUCGCAUUGGUGGCGGAAGGAGAUUGCGAGAAGAGGGUAUAAGGCGUUCAAUGACAUGCGGGCCAUCAUUUUUGCAGAGAAAAGGGAGCCCAUCUUAAGAGUCAUAGAAGCAGGAGGUGGGGUGGUAGUAGACGUCAAGCCCCCAUUCGACGACCACGUCCACGCGACUCAUUGUCUGAUAGACAACAAAUACGUUUCUUCUGAUCUCUCAGCGUAUAUUCCUCUUGCGGAGCAAGGAAUCUACUUGGUGCCUACCGUUUAUGUUAGUGAUUACCUUUACAAUCCUUCCAAGGAGAUCAAAGACUGUAUUAUACCGUAUUUCGCGAAGUAUUAUUUUAGGAGCUGAGGUUUUUAGUUUGUUUUGUUAUUGCAGUCUCAUGAAUGACGCUUUGUUUGCAAGAAUAUGACAUCGAGUCGCAAAUCAAGAUUUCUGAAAACAAGACUGAUUUUGUUUGUAAAUUAUUUAAUAUUUUAUAGUGUCCGUCCGAAUCUGGAUUUUCAACCGAGUACAAACCGAAACUGCCAAAACUUCAUUUAUUCCCGAAAUGGUCGGUUACUAAUAUUUUACAUGUUUUACCAGAAUGCUGUCGAAAUCGUAGCGACUCAAAUGUGAACAGAUUACUUUGAAAGGUAACUAAGUAUAUUUUGAGAAGAAGAAAGUAAACGAAAAAAAUUAGUAGUACAAAUUGAUGUCACUGUUCUUGCAAGCAAAAUACAUUCUUUGUGGUUGAUUUGUGAUGUCCCUCGUUAGUAUACUAUUGAUUAGGUCGUUUAUAAUUCAUUAUGGUGCGUUUAAGAGCAGUGAUAAUUUUUGUGUCCGCAAGUCAUGUUUUCGAAAAUAAUUCAUAAAGUAAGGCUUCCGUGAGUACUGAACUCAAACGAGCAGGUUUUUUUUAUUUUGUUUUAUGAUUUUAAUUAAAGUAUUUCGGACUUUUCCCAAGCGAUAUUUUGAAAAAUGAACAUCGGUUCUCCGAAAUAUUUGAGAUAUGUCAUACGACAGUUGUAGGCUGAUCGCAAAGUGCUCAAUAAUAUCAUGUUUUAAGUUAUUUGUAUUCUUCCGAUUUAUUAUUCGUAGUUCUUAGGUAUCAUGUUCAAGAUAAAAUAUAUAUAUUUUUCUAUAAUCACGUUCUGGAAAAAAUUAAGUAAACAUCUGUUUUUAAA
Acanthoscelides obtectus is the source of this 4738-nucleotide messenger RNA. The record is from the annotation of a GenBank genome assembly. Lineage: Eukaryota; Metazoa; Arthropoda; Insecta; Coleoptera; Chrysomelidae.